Molecule: messenger RNA, 5297 nt
Organism: Acanthopagrus latus (yellowfin seabream)
Lineage: Eukaryota; Metazoa; Chordata; Actinopteri; Spariformes; Sparidae
Gene: kif3b
Product: kinesin family member 3B
Exons: 9
Coding region: 212-2497 (761 amino acids)
Biological process (GO): microtubule-based movement
Molecular function (GO): microtubule motor activity; ATP binding; microtubule binding
Source: RefSeq, a predicted model, not a curated record
GGGGGAUAUAGCGUUUGGAUCUGGCAACUAGUAACCCGGACCGUUGCGAGGACGAGCAGCGGCUAAUGGCUGACUGGGAAUUGUGUAUUGGCUAUUAUCCACCACUGCUUCUGAUGUGGGCAGUUGUAUUGGUGCACUGCUCCUGAAGCGGCACUUGGAAGACAGAGCAUACAAAGUGCCAGGCUGUGUGGGUCGGCAGCCGCUCUGCAACAUGUCAAAGAGCAAGAGCUCUGAGUCCGUAAAGGUGGUGGUCCGUUGUCGCCCUAUGAAUGAAAAAGAGCGGGCAGCCAAGUUUGAAAGGGUGGUAUCUGUCGAUGUCAAAUUGGGACAAAUUAUUGUAAGGAACCCCAGGGAGGCUUCAGCCAGUGAACUUCCCAAAGUCUUCACAUUUGAUUCAGUCUAUGACUGGAACUCCAAACAAAUAGAUUUGUACGAUGAAACCUUUAGGCCCCUAGUGGAUUCAGUUCUACUUGGGUUCAAUGGGACCAUUUUUGCAUAUGGGCAGACAGGUACAGGGAAAACGUAUACUAUGGAGGGGGUGAGAAAUGAUCCAGACAGGAGAGGGGUGAUCCCUAACUCCUUUGAGCAUAUCUUCACUCACAUUUCACGCUCCCAGAAUCAGCAGUACCUGGUGAGAGCAUCAUAUCUAGAAAUUUACCAAGAGGAGAUCAAAGACUUGCUCUCCAAAGACCAGUCACGUCGUCUCGAGCUCAGGGAAAGGCCUGACACGGGUGUGUAUGUUAAAGACCUUUCUUCUUUUGUAACCAAAAGCGUGCGAGAGAUCGAACAUGUCAUGAAUGUGGGCAACCAGAAUCGUUCAGUGGGUGCUACUAACAUGAAUGAACACAGCUCCCGUUCCCACGCCAUCUUUCUCAUCACCGUGGAGUGCAGUGAGUUGGGUUUGGAUGGGGAGAACCAUAUCAGAGUUGGCAAACUGAACUUGGUAGAUUUAGCUGGGAGUGAAAGACAGACCAAGACUGGUGCUCAGGGGGAGAGGCUUAAAGAAGCUACAAAGAUCAAUCUGUCGCUUUCUGCUCUGGGGAAUGUCAUAUCAGCUCUGGUGGAUGGUAGGAGCAGCCACAUCCCCUACAGAGAUUCAAAACUCACCCGGCUUCUGCAGGACUCUCUGGGAGGCAAUGCCCGCACUGUCAUGGUUGCCAACAUUGGACCAGCAUCCUACAAUGUAGAAGAGACCUUGACAACGCUGCGAUACUCCAACAGAGCUAAGAACAUCAAGAAUAAACCACGCAUCAACGAGGACCCCAAGGAUGCCCUGCUCAGGGAGUUUCAGGAGGAGAUUGCUAGGCUGAAGGAACAGCUGCAGAAGCGUUCAGGAAAGAAGAAAAGGAGGCAGCGGAGGAGGAGGGCUGGGGAAGGAAGCGAUGGUGAGGAUCUGGAAGGAGAGACAGAGGAUGAUGAUGAAGAUGGGGACGACAAAGGGGAUUACUGGAGAGAGCAGCAGGAAAAGUUGGAGAGAGAGAGAAAGGCCAUCAUGGAGGACCACAGUCUGGUGGCAGAGGAGAAAGUCCGGCUCCUCAAAGAGAAAGAGAGGAAAAUGGAAGAUUUGAAGAGGGAGAGGGAGGCUGGAGAGAUGCUUGCAGCCAAGGUGAAGGCAAUGGAGAGUAAGCUCCUAGUAGGGGGGAAGAAUAUUGUAGAUCACACCAAUGAACAACAGAGAAUGCUGGAGCAGAAGAGGCAGGAAAUCGCUGAACAGAAACGGCGAGAGCGGGAGAUGCAGCAGCAAGUGGAGUGCCAUGAUGAAGAGACUCUUGAGCUGAAGGAGACCUACAGCUCUCUGCAGCAGGAGGUCGACAUCAAAACAAAGAAACUGAAAAAGCUGUUUGCCAAACUGCAGGCAGUGAAGGCAGAAAUCCAGGAUAUCCAGGAGGCACACAUCAAUGACCGUCAGGAGCUGGAACAGACCCAGAACGAGCUCACCAGGGAUCUCAAACUCAAGCAUCUUAUCAUUGAGAACUUCAUUCCCUUAGAGGAGAAGAACAAAAUAGUUAACAGGGCUUACUUUGAUGAGGAGGAUGAAUACUGGAAAUUGAAGCCCAUCACACGUAUUGAAGAUGACCAUCAGAUGAUGACCAGGCCUUUCUCAGCGGUUGGCUACAGGAGACCUCUCAGUCACCAUGCUCGUGUGGCCAUGAUGAUGAGGCCAGACAUGAGAUACAAAGCUGAAAACAUCAUGAUGCUGGACAUGGACCUGCCAGCUCGGACCACUAAAGAGUAUCAGGAGCCAGUUAUCGCCCCAAAGGUGGCAGCAGCUCUGGAAGAUGCUCUGAGGGAUGAGGAUGACAUCCAGGUAGAUGCUUCAGGCUUUCGCAGCAGCUUGGCACCAACCCCACCUGCCAGCACCAGUGACAGCCUCAGGAAACCAAAGUCUGGUCGACCAAAAACGGGCAAGAAGUCGAGUACCCCGACCUCCCCAUUCAGCCCCUCCAGUCCAGGAUCCCCACUUUACCCACAGUCCCGCGGCCUGGUGCCCAAGUGACAGCUUCUACCACUAAUAUCACCACUCCUGUGCACCUUGCCACUUUGGGACUCAACUUUGAGAGAAUGGGACUCAUUUUACCGUACUUGUUUUUUUCAAGCAGCAGAAUCUUGCACUCUGCAAACCAUAGAGAAACUAUUAGACCACUGCUGCUUUGCAGGUUGUUACUAUAUCCACAAAACCAUUAACUCAUCCGGAGAGUGAGUCAAUACAACACCAAACAGCAGCCAUGUAUGAAGCCUCACAUCACUCUGUUCUGCUGUUAUCCUUCCCUACACUUGGCUUAAUGCCACUGAUGUCUUGUAUACAUGUCAUAAUGUUCUUAAUGUACAGAAAAGAAUGAAGGCGGUUUAGAGCCUCCUUCCCACACCCCCUUGUUGGAUUGCAGUAUCUUCAAUGCACUUCUUCUUCCUAUUCUCCCAAAUCUGUGUUGUGUGUUGUAGUCCUCUCUUACUGUAAAUGUGGACCUUGGGAGUGGGGGAUGGGUUGAUAUAAAGACACAUGGACCUGGCAGCUCUGCUGUACUUGUCACCGUGUGUGUAAGUGUGUUGUACAUCAGCCUGUGCGUCUGUAAGUCGCUGUCAGAAUAUUGAGCUUUUUUAGUUCAUGUUUCUUUUUUUUAUUGUUGGACUUCUGAUGUUUGAAUGGAGCUAUACGUCCUUUGUACAUGUGUUGUUUAACGUCUCAUGUGAAUACUUCACAUUUUGGGAAAUAAUCUUGUUUGCUGCUAGAAGAAAAGACCAGUACUGCUGUCAUGUGGCAUUGUUAGUUACAAAGCUAGAGGCACUGAGCGUAUCUAAUGCCCAAAUUACAAAACUUUCUGUCUUGUAACCGGGAGUCCCACAGUUAGACUUCAGAUUUCUGUGUACAAAGUCGACAAACAGAUCAUGAGUGUUACUGUACUGAACUGGGAUAACUGCCUAGCUCUGCCUCCCAAACCACACUAAUGUCCUGUUGACUCUGGCUUCAUAUUUAAUGUACAAACAAACAUUUUCCCAAAAUGUGGAACUAUUCCUCAAACUGUUUAUGAUUGUAAAUGUACAGGCCAGAGGGUGAAGCACACUACAGAUGUGGCAUCUGUCACAAGUUGCUGUAAUCAGUAGAUGCUGUUCUUCCUGGGGCAUACGGGGGAGAUGGAGGAGGGGAACAGUGAUAGAGAGCUUAACACAUAAACACCCACCAUGGACUAUUCUAAGUCACAUGAUAUUGCAGUUGGCCACCGGACAUCUGAACAAGAGAUGCUAACCACACCCAGGAUCACUUCAGAGUAUCUGUCCUGCAUGGUGCCUCAGGUUCAUCAGGGUUCCAAGGUGCCUUAACCUGCGUCCUGUAUCUCUGCUCCUUUGUUUGAUGUUGCACACUUACACACUGUUGUACACUGUUUUUUCAUCAUUUCUUCUAUUAAUCAUCCAUUCCAGCAGCAGGGAAUCAGUCUUGAUUUGGCAUUCCUACUAGAAUGGGUUGUGCUCAUUAUAUGGAGGAGCAGAGCAUUUGGACAUAGCAUACACCCACCACCCCCACAGGAAGGCAAGGCAAGACCCCGUCUACCUUCAGAUAGGGAUGAGUGGAUCUUUGAAAUAACUGAUUUAUCUGUUUAAUAGAAUACUCGGUAAAACCCCAGGGCAGUGAUGGCCACUUAACAGUACCAUGGUGGGGCCACAGAACUCAAACACGUUUAUAGAAUUAAAUGGAUCUGAAUACGCAACUCAUUUCAUUUGUAUGCAUCCAGAUUAAUAAUAUGCAGUUUUAACCUCGAUGGUUCAGCCUUUCUCUGCUGCUCUCUGGUCCCCACACACGAGUGUUAAACUGUGAGGGGUGUGCUGUCCAGCUGCUGCUACUGUGUAGGAUUUUACAACCCACUGUGACAUUUCAGCAGACCUGGCUCAAAUGGCUAAUUAAACCCAGUCAAAUACUUGUGUGCUGUGAUUGUAGAACCAUCAAGGCCGUCUCAUUUCCUAAAAGCUGAAAGUCGUUGCUGUUUGACCCAUGCCUGCAUACCUUAUGUAUUUAGAUAUGUAACAAUGACCUGUUCAUAGGCAAUCCUCAGUCACUUUUGCAGAUAUAUGAAAAAAUGGAUUUCCAUCUAUUGAAAAAGAUCUAACUUAUUUUAAUCUUUCAUUUUUAUAUACAGAUGUAGAUAUACAUUUUUAUUCCAUUUUUUUUUUUUAUUUAAAAUAGACCAUUGUUUUAUUUUUUGGAACUUUCUAAUUUAAUGCUGAAAUUGUAUUUUUUUUUUUGCAUUAUACAUGUUGUCUGUGUCUUUUGUAUUCAGAGAGGCACAGAUUUUGUUGUGUGUGUGUAUAUAAUUUUAAAUUCUUCUGUAGUCAAAUUCUCCACUUGGAAAAUGAGUGCACAGAUCAACUGUUGCACAUUGAUUUGGAGAAGUGUUGAGACUGCUUUAGUAAGAAGAGAUUGAUUCAUGUCACGGCUGAGUAUUGACACAUUCACUGUACUUCUAACCUCAUAAACAUAAUCUUUAGAAAGAAAAGCCUCAUAUAUGUAAUUAAUAUUGCGAUGCUGUGUACCUGCUGCAUGAUUGGUUUGGUUGUGUGAAUAUCCAUCAUUCAUAGGAAUCUGGUAAGCAAAAUGUGAAUGUCUUAAUUGAAUCUAAUACCUUUGCAUCUGUAUCCCAUGCAUACAUUACUGGAUCCAAACUCCAUAUCAAUGUUUAUGACCAACUCUUACAUGCUGGUAUUUUCUAAUAGCCAAAUGACGAUCAUGCUGGUGCACUUUGGUCCAAGGCUGGUUAUGUCUUUGACUUGUUUAGUUUCUUUUGAUUAUUAAAGACAAUUCAAUGGUG